GGCCAUAGAGUUAAUAUAGGUGCAGGGCUCAGUGUAAACGGAGUCGGAGCGUUUAUCAAUGAAGUUAUCUUGCUUGUCGGGCCCUCCCACAAUUGCCCCUGUUAGCUCGUUAGGGUUAUCUGAGAGCUUGUUGUACCAAUUCACGAAGCUCAUGGGGCAGCUCACCUCCUUGUUGGCGUCCUCCACUGGGACGGAGGCGCCUCUGUGGUGUGGAUUCUUCGGUGGGUUGUUUCCGAACCCUGCCAUAUAUGAUCUUCCUUGAGGAUUGUUUCCAAGCAGGUAGUCCAUCUACAAUCAAAAUUAAUGAAUAACACAGCAUAUU
This is a messenger RNA of Rubroshorea leprosula, 322 nucleotides long. The record is from the annotation of a GenBank genome assembly. Lineage: Eukaryota; Viridiplantae; Streptophyta; Magnoliopsida; Malvales; Dipterocarpaceae.